UAACGUGUAUAGUGUUGUUUAACCUACGCUUUACCAACUAAGCACUUAGUGAAAUUAGUGUUUAUGCCUGUAGUUUAUGUUGCCCAUUGUGUUUACUAAUAUUAGAAACGCCCAAACGAUAGCUGUGAUCUUAUAUAUUUGACAGCCAUCUAUUUAUUGUGACAAUGUCACGCGUGUACAGUGAUGUUAAUAGAUCAUGUAAACACAGCUGUGUGGAUUGGACAGCGUAGUCAAUUGACAAUUAGUUGGUUCUGAUUGUGAAUUAAAGUUUUGUGGUUGGAUAUACCAUUACACAGGAAUAUCGAUCAUCACGUCUGUCCAACAACUGCGAGCUCACCGAAACCAACCACCGAGCACAGGGAAAUUCUUCGUUUACCCUCGAUGAUAAGAGAAUGCACAAAAAAUAUCUCACACCCUUCAAGUUUUCUUAACGCCUUAUGAAGUUCUCAAAGUGCUCGCUUUUAAGUAGAGGUAGCCAGCAACGAUUUUGUCGCUAAUGCAUGUGUAUUGGUUUUACAAUUCACCAAAAACGUACAUAAGGAAAUAAAGAUUAAACAUACCGGGUAUCAAGAAAUGAAACAGGCUUUUCUGAAACCGGCAGAAUUUGAUCCGUUUGGAGCUCAUUUCGAAUGAUAAAAUAUGGAGCGCCAAAUCUCGAAUGGGUCUCACGAGAUCGAAGGUGAGAUCCCGCCAACGGAAGGUCUUUUGCGGUCCAUCGAGUGCUUCUUCUGCAACGAUCGAUUAACCGACCCGAAGGAAGUCGAUUGCGGUCACGUGUUCUGCUCCGCUUGUUUGAACGAGUACGUGCUGGAGUGCCCAUCUGUCAAUGACGUCACGUGCCCACUGUGUCGUCACGUGAUCCGCCUGCCGGAAACUGGCGUCAGUGCCUUGCCGACGCACGUGUUGUAUCAGGAUUUAGUGCGCGAGGUAAACGCUUUGGACAAUGGAAACACGUUGUCACGUGGCUCGUGUAAAUUCUGCAGCGACGAGAACAAACUUCCCGCCACUGUGAAAUGUGUAGGCUGCAAAGUGCCUAUGUGCGAGGACUGUGCAAGUAAUCAUGUACACAAUGGUGUAAAUAAGGUGAUUCCUAUACACCGGAAACAGGACUCCAUUCUGCGCGACGCUUUGCCGCGCAGGGACACCGCGUGCCCGGUGCACCAGACCGAAUCAGUGCUGUUUCACUGCGUUACUUGCCAAUGUUGCGCGUGCUAUAAGUGUAAGGACGAAAAACAUCAGAAACACGAGGUGAUUGAUAUGAUAGACGCAGCCGCUCCUGCGAAAACGUUCAUCUCUGAUAUUCAUACGCGAGUUAACGAUUACAUUAACGAAACGAAAGAAGCGCUCCACGAUAUCGAGCGAAUUGGCGCCGAAUACGAUAAGAACGUCGACUCGACUGUGAUGCGCAUAAACGAACAAGUUGAUUUAUUAAUCAAUCACAUAUUAAAGGAAAAGAAACGACUUCUUGACGAACUGCAUUCGCACGCGGAAGAUGUGGAGUCCAGACUAAACUUGUGCACGGCGGAAAUGAAUGCCAAAGGAACGCGAGCACAGGCGCUGCAGGACUUGACCGACAACUUGGUAUUCUACGGUACGGAUGCGGAAAACACCAUGUACAAGGAAAAAAUCGACAAACGCUGGAAGGAGCUACAAGAGGCGAAAUUAAGCAGGUUUGGUCAAGGAUACAAAAUGGGUCUAAAUUUUUCCAUGAAUGAGAGGCUGACAACGGUUUUGUCCGCUGAGCUAGGCACGUUAACGGUCUCACAGACCUUAUCGCCGUGGACCAGCCGGAAGUCCGCACCGUUCGAUAGCGUCGUACCAACAGGCCCUGGACUGAUGGACGCGUCCGAACUUCAGAAGAAAAUGCGCGCAGUGAUGUCUAAUGACUUUUCCCUGAAGAGAUCACAGAUCUUCACGAAAUUCGUGGAUUCCAAGUGGAAUCUGGAAACUUACAAGACAUGCAAGGUGACCGGCCAGACGGUCACAGUGUGGCUUAGGAUGGACGAGGAGAGCGAAAACAUGUCCCGCGCGUCGAAACGCAUCUCUAUGCGGUCCGUAUCGAGUCCAUUUCUAAUAGCGGAAGUGGACUCGUUUGACGUCGACGGCGAACACGAGUAUAAGAAAACGUUCGAAAAGCUCCCGGAUGGAACCAUAGUCCGUUUGGCAAUCGGCGCCAAAGACACCAUUAUUCUCGCUGUGUAUCCCGGUCACUAUGCCUCGUCCAUUAUAAGUCAAGCGAAACUGAGGUCCUUAACGAAAAAAGACACAGAGGGCAUUUACGUCGCGGUGCUAGUGAAGGGCCAGUUCGUCGUCGGAGAACUGCGCAAGAUCCCCAUCCCAGAGGGUCCAUGCUUUGACUUUGAAGUCACCAGCCGGAGUCUGAUUGUGGUAAGAUCUUUCACGCAAAAGCAACUCCAUUUAUAUAAUAACCAAUGCGUAGCGUGCGCAACGAACCACGCUGAGCACGAUAUCAGCGUGCUGAAAAUUAUGGAAUCCCCGGACAAUGAGAUCAUUGCCAUGUGUAAGGACCUCGAGGGUAACAUUUUCUGCGAGACCAUUACGGAGACGGCCGAACGUGUUCGGAGAUUUACGUUUUCGUCGGAAUCGCUUUCGCAGAUGAGAUGCGAAUUUCGCGAGGCGCGAUUCGAUCGAUUCGGAAAUGUGCUUGUACAUUUUCAAGCAAGCGGAUGUCAAGAUGUGCUAUACCAAGUAACACGCUCCGCAAACCGGAAAGAGUUACUUACAAAACCGGAACUACUUCAUAAAAUCGACAAGUUGGCAGUUCUGCCGGACGGCAGAUUGUGCGUCUUCGACAAAUUUGAGUGUGUGUUGAUCACUUUAAAAUACUUGUAAUUUAAACUUUAAACCGAGAGAUACUUCAUAUCUUGGAGUGAUUGUCAAUUCAGUAUUCCUACAUGUACAUGUUCGAAAUGUUUUUAUUAUUGUGUAUAUUAACUCGUAUAUAGCCAUUCGGCCUUACUUACUUGUUCUCUGGUGUCUCGCUUGAUGGACCGGUCAGUACUUGGUAAUUUUCAUAUUAAGCACGUUAUCAUUAUAAUCAUCGCCGUUGUCAGAGUUGCUAUUACAACAAGUAUUGUAUAUAUCACAUUUAUAACACAAGUAAGGUCAUUAAUAUCAAUAUUUGGCAUCAUGUUCUUACGUAUUUGUCCCAAUACUCAUGUACAGGAUCUGUUUCAACGAGCCAAUCUAUCAAAUGUUUAGGUCUGCAUGUACCGGUACAUGUAUUAUGUAGGUAUGUUAAUAAAUAGUAGAUAACAAUUA
Dreissena polymorpha is the source of this 3282-nucleotide messenger RNA. Its product is annotated as transcription intermediary factor 1-alpha-like. Gene Ontology annotation, molecular function: zinc ion binding. NCBI's taxonomy places the organism in Eukaryota, Metazoa, Mollusca, Bivalvia, Myida, Dreissenidae. The transcript has 2 exons. The record is from RefSeq and is a predicted model, not a curated record. Bases 640 to 2853 code for a protein of 737 amino acids.